Impatiens glandulifera is the source of this 1608-nucleotide messenger RNA. RefSeq names its product AT-hook motif nuclear-localized protein 10-like. The record is from RefSeq and is a predicted model, not a curated record. The transcript has 6 exons. NCBI's taxonomy places the organism in Eukaryota, Viridiplantae, Streptophyta, Magnoliopsida, Ericales, Balsaminaceae. The coding region runs from base 257 to 1372 and encodes 371 amino acids. Gene Ontology annotation, molecular function: minor groove of adenine-thymine-rich DNA binding.
UUUCAUUUUCUUUAUUUUUACCUUCCAUCGCCCUUUGUUUUAGUUCACGCAGUUCCUCCCGCCUGUUUAAAUUCUCAAUACUUUAUUUUUGCGCCUUUUCCCUCAAUUUAUAUUUCGUGAUUUGUUCCUUGCCGAAUUUCGGAUAUCAAAUUCGAAUCAGGAUAUUUGAUCUAUUUUGGAGUUCUUGAUCCAACAUGUUCUUCUUCUGCCAACUUUGAUCAAUCAGUCUUUUUUUCAGGGGUUUACAGUGUUGAUUAUGUCCGAUAUGGACCAGUUCAGUUUAAUCGAUAACAAUGGUUUAAUCGAUAACAAUGGCGUCAAUGAUCAGUCGAUUCAAUCACCCCAAACUAUGCCGAUAGGGGAGAUGCCGAACAUGCAAUUGCCGUACACUGAUGAUACAUCCACGGUGUAUAAGCCUUUGAUGCCAGGAACUUCGCCGCCACCACUAUCUUCUCCAGCACAGGUUUACCAACCUGUUGGAGAUGACUCUACUUUGCCUGACCCAGAUACUAGCAUCCCCGUCUCUACCGAUCAGGCCAAGCGAAAGCGUGGGAGGCCGAGGAAAUAUGCUCUUGAUGGAUCCGCAGUUCCCGGCGCCGGAUCUUCUGAUCCCACUGUCAAGCAACAGGCCGUUAUUGGAUCCGGCGGUUUACCGUCCCCUUCUACUGGGAAGAAAAGGGGCCGGCCACUUGGGUCAGGACGUAAACAUCUUCAAGCUUUAGGAGGCAUACCACCAUCAUCAUCAUCAUCAUUAUCAUCAUUAUCAGGCAGGGGUAGUGGGUUUACGGCUCAUGUAAUCAUAGUUGAAGCAGGAGAGGACAUAGCUUCAAAGAUAUUGUCGUUUGCUGAAAGUGGGUUGCAAGCUCUGUGUGUCAUCACAGCAACUGGCGCAGUAUCGAACGUGACAAUUCGUCAAAAUUCUUCUACACCUAGUGUAACUGUGUCAUAUGAGGGGAGAUUUGAGAUAGUGACUCUUUCAGGGUCAUACAUAGUUUCAGAAAUUGGUGGUCAGCGUAACACAAGUGGGGGUUUAAGUACACUGUUAGCUGGGUCUGAUGGUCAUGUUUUGGGUGGUUGCAUAGCGGGACAUCUUAUUGCAGCAUCCACAGUACAGAUUGUUGUUGGGUGUUUCAUUCCAAAGAAAGAAUACCCUUGGAAGCAAGCAAGGCAAAGUAUAGCUGCUGCUGCUGCUGGUGGAAGCUCAACUUCGCGUGGAACUAUGAGCGAAUGCUCGGGUGGUGGGCCUGGAAGUCCACUUAAUCAGACUAGUGUUGGUGGUGGUGGUGUUGUUGGUGGACCGGAAGCUCCAGCAUGGCAUCAUAAUCAUCAUCUUCAUGAUGGAAAUAGAGAGGAGCAACAGCACCCUUGGUAGACAACUCUCAACUUUUUAAAGAAAAGAAGAAAGAAGAAGCAUCCAUUUCCAGCCAAAAAAAACUUUAAUGCCUUAGAUGAUGAUGAUAGAUAUAUAUAUCUUUUAAUUUGCUUUGGCUAACUUUAUUUUGCAAGUAUCUCUCUCUCUCUCUCAAUUGUUGUCCAGAUUUUUUCUUUAAGAUUUUAGAUUAGAACUAUUUACAAUUUUCUCUAUUCAAUUCAAGAAAGUUAAUAUCA